Molecule: messenger RNA, 1050 nt
Organism: Drosophila takahashii
Lineage: Eukaryota; Metazoa; Arthropoda; Insecta; Diptera; Drosophilidae
Source: RefSeq, a predicted model, not a curated record
AUUUAGGUUAAGAUUAACAUUGACAAUUGUACUCAUAUAAUUUACUAUUCUAUUAUUUAGUGACUUCGGGGCUGGACAAAGGCCGAUAUUAUACCCCGGACGAUUCUAUUCCGCUGGAGGCCAGUUGCAAUUUAGGCCUGGAGCCGGAGGAACGGUGGUGGCUUUCAAGAAGGCGUAGCCCCCCACCGCCGCGCAAAAUAUCGGGGAAUGAUCCCGAGGGUCCAAGUUCCUCAAGCUGGGUUAAGUGGACUUCGGGGACAUCACCACAUCAGGUUCCCGGAUGAGGUUAAGCCUUCACUACCAAAGUUGGCCGCCGUCUCAAAACUUACGCGGUCAAAGCAGAGGCUUUAAUUCCUCGGAAAAUGGCUACAGGCGCCGCGAAAAAUAUGCUCCACCACUCAUGUAUUGGUGGAGCUCACAAGGGAACGAGGCGCACAAUAAGGACACACACUAUUCGUGUGUCGGGUCACCUAAUCCUGAGGAGCUCCUGGGGAAAAGAAGGGACAGGCCAAAGCAACAACGAGCACAACUGCGGUCUUCGGGUCUAAAUCCGGAAAACUUCACAAAAGCAACACGGGAAGUAUUUAGUGACUUCGGGGCUGGACAAAGGCCGAUAUUAUACCCCGGACGAUUCUAUUCCGCUGGAGGCCAGUUGCAAUUUAGGCCUGGAGCCGGAGGAACGGUGGUGGCUUUCAAGAAGGCGUAGCCCCCCACCGCCGCGCAAAAUAUCGGGGAAUGAUCCCGAGGGUGAGUAGGACGGAUAUCCCGAAACGGACUCACCGGGGAUUGUUGCCUGGCUUUGGCGGUGUCGGAACAAAUCAAGUUAAGCCGGUCCAAAUCCACAGGUCCAAGUUCCUCAAGCUGGGUUAAGUGGACUUCGGGGACAUCACCACAUCAGGUUCCCGGAUGAGGUUAAGGUGAGUAUAGGUCGAACCUUGUGUAAGAAUCUCCAGAGCAAAUUCCCAAAAUAAAUCUUCCGGGGCCCUUUUUGUUGGGACCCCGGUUGCCCUACAGACAAUUAAUUGUUAAUAAAAUAACUAUGACACUUAA